Entrophospora sp. SA101 is the source of this 330-nucleotide messenger RNA. NCBI's taxonomy places the organism in Eukaryota, Fungi, Glomeromycota, Glomeromycetes, Entrophosporales, Entrophosporaceae. The record is from the annotation of a GenBank genome assembly.
AUGUCACAAGCAAGUUAUUCGUUAGCUCAUAGGCGUUAUGUUACUUCUUUAUACAAACGCUCUCUAAAACUUGCUUUAGAUUGGUAUGUUGAACGUAGGUUAUGGAGACCAGUAGCAUUGGAAAUUCGUGCAAAAUUUGAAGCAAAUAGAAAUGUUUCUAGUACAAAACAAUUAAAAGAAAUUUUUUUGGCAACUGAAGCUGAACUUCAAAAAUACUCUCAUCCUGAUCCUUACAAAGCUCCAACAUCACCUGAUGGCAGUAAAUGGGAAAGAAACAUACCACCACCAGUUUGGAAUGAUGAAAAAAUAGAAGGAGAGCAACACCAUUAA